AUGUACUCGCGGAGUUUCGCGUCCGAGACGAGUCAGAGGACGAGGAUGAGGAGCCUGAGGGACGUGGGAGCCUCGGAGCUCGAGCUGGUCAAGAAGAUCGCGCAGGACCCCCAGCUGAGAGCCGAGCUGGAGAAGUUGCAUCAUCUAGAGCUGGAGUGCAACGGGAUCAUCGAGGAAAUGAAGAAUCGCAAGCUGACGGUCAGGCAGCGCAGCGCCGCAUGCCAGCGGCUCAGGCGGCUCAUCGACCUCCCGGAUGGCGUCUGGCUGGUCCACAGCUGCGGCGGGACAGAGGCCCUCUGCGAGCUCCUGAGGGGAGGGCAGAGCGCGGAGAAGAAGGUAGCAAGCAGCGUGCUGGCGAGGCUGGCGUCGGAGGAGCUGUGCAGGAGCACGAUAGCGUACGGAGGGACGCUGGACUCCCUCUGCCACAUGCUCAAGACUAGCAACCACACGGUGGACGACGACUCGCGGGGAAACGCUGCCCUCUGCAUCGCCAACUUAUGUGCGGGUCCUGGUUACUCCACCAAGGUCGCCAACCUUGCAGUGGACCCGUCGCUGUGCAGGCAGCUGGCCCUGCAUCACUCGGACCCUGUCAAAUCUCUCAUGAACAUCAUCAAGGUUACCAUCCUUGAAGCCGGAGGGAUCCAGACAGCAUUGCAUCUGCUGGCCACGUUCGAGCCCGAGGCGUUCGAGGACUCGGCAAGCCAGCAGGGGUCGCCCAAGAGGUCGGAGGGCUCCUUGAUAGACGACGAGUACUCCUUCGACAGUGACAUGGAGGAGUCGUACAACAGCGACGGGCCCUCCUCCUCCGCUGCUCCCCCAGCCCAUUUCUCCCAUCGCAUCAGGAGAGCGAUCCUGGAGCGGGCCAAGUUCAUCACCAACGGGAGCAGGUGCGGCGACUGGCUGUGGCGGGAGGUGAUGGGGGGAAGCGGCAGGUGCAUCGGCAUCAAGAACUCUGCCUUCCUGGGGGGCGCAGGGACGCUGCACGUGCGGCUGAUGCAGUGCAAGUCGCUGCCGAGGAUGGACGUAGGGAGAUUGUUUCUGCCAACUCAGCGUCGGCGAAAAGUUGUAGAGGACUCACUUGAUCCGAUCUUCGAGGAAGAUUUCACCUUUGACAUCAUCAACUGCGCCAACCAGAAGCUUUCUCUCCGUGCCAUGGACUUUGACGACAUUGACGAGGAGGAGGAGGAGAUUCGAUUCAACAAGCUUGAUGGAAAGGCAGACGAGUCGAACAAGAACGCGACAGACAAAGCCGGGUCGAUCCACGACUUCAUCGGGUCAUUGCAGAUUGAUCUGAAAGUUCUUCUGGCUGAAGAAGACUUCGUCCUCGAAGUCCAAGAAUGCGGAGGAGUCCCUGCUCUGCUAGACAUCCUUCACAGCUACGAGCACACAUCGCCGAUUGGGUCCAAUGAAACCAUCCGGGAGCUCCUGCUGAUGAUUCAUAAUCGAGACGUCAGCAACCCCAACAACUUGUCUCACAUCUACGCUGGCAAAUGCCUGGCGGUCUUGGCGUCAGAGCCUGAAGUCAGGCAGCAUCUCCUUGAAGCAGGAGCAGUUGACGUCUUCUCCGAGUGGCUCGACAACGCGAGGGCGGAGGGUCGUAAACUUGACGCUGAGGUUGCUGGCCUGUGCCUCUACGCCAUGAGCUUGAACAAUUCCGCGGCCCAGAGGAUGAAGAAAGGAACUCUCGAGUCGCUCCUCUCCGUCUUCGACAUCUCUUCGAGCGCCAUCGCUUCUGACAAGACGCAAGCUUGUGCCGUGCCUGCUCUCAUAAACAUCUGCCUCGGACACGUUCGGUAG
Messenger RNA from Guillardia theta CCMP2712, 1797 nucleotides. RefSeq lists its product as hypothetical. NCBI's taxonomy places the organism in Eukaryota, Cryptophyceae, Pyrenomonadales, Geminigeraceae. The transcript has 16 exons. The coding region runs from base 1 to 1797 and encodes 598 amino acids. The record is from RefSeq and is a predicted model, not a curated record.